AUGGCUGCCCGGCGUCAUUCCAGCGCCGGAAACUUUGCUAUUGAGGCGAGACCAGCCUUGCCCCUGACGAGUGAGAUUACCAGCAUGUACGCUCUGACUUAUGAGGGCCCAACAAUGGCUGAAGCUACUGCUGAGCUGACCGACUAUGGCGAUCAGGGCCCCGUUUCAGUCGGUGAUGAGGCGCAUAACUAG
Molecule: messenger RNA, 192 nt
Organism: Clonostachys byssicola
Lineage: Eukaryota; Fungi; Ascomycota; Sordariomycetes; Hypocreales; Bionectriaceae
Source: the annotation of a GenBank genome assembly